UUAGGAAGAAGAUCUUCUGUAACAUCGAUUCUCAGUUUGAUCGAAGUUGUGAAAAGGAUAAGAAGAAAUCCAAGUCAAUCUUGUAGUUAAAAGAAUCAAUCUUUUGUCAGGUUAUACCAACAUAGAAAAGAGAACUUAAAGAAUUCGCAUGUCCAGUAUCGAGAAUUUGAAAACUCAAAAUCCUUUCGACGACGCGUCAAAGGGAGAUGAUCAUGCUUCUCAAGUUGAAGAUGUACACGUAAGAAUUCAACAACGCAACGGCCGAAAGGUUUUGACUACAAUUCAAGGCAUUGCUGAUGUUUAUGACAAGAAAAGGCUUGUGAAAGCUUUUAAAAAGAAAUUCGCUUGCAACGGCACAGUCGUGGAUCAUGCAGAAUAUGGAGAGGUAAUCCAACUGCAGGGAGAUCAGCGUACAAAUGCCAAAGAUUUUCUUCUCCAGAUCGAACUGGUCAAACCGGACCAACUAAAAGUUCACGGAUUUUAAUGAUAUUAAUUUCUACCAUCCUCUUGUUUUACCAAUAUUGCUUGUAAAUACCUCCCUUGACCAAAAUUAGAUAAAGAUUCUAUCCUAGCAAGCUUACUUUAAAGAAAAUGCAGGAGAAAAUGCCUCUAGGAGUCCUGUUUUAGAGUUCCAUUAAUCUAAAAUCAAGCUGUAAUUUUUUAGCAAAUUACAUAUGAAUAACAUACAAGAAAAGCCUAUCAAAAACUCUCCUUAUUUUUUUUGUUAGCUUUCUUUGUAUAUAACUAGGGUUUUUCUUCAAACAGCUACCACUCUUUUGAAGCAGGCUUCUUAGAGGUGUUCACUCCUGUAAUCAGAAGGACCAACUUGCAUGUUUGAGAGAAUAUCUCUAGUGCGUGAUAUUAAUAGAUUGUUUAUUUUAUUAGAAGUAUUAAAGAACAGAUGUAUAUGAAUAUUAAUUGAAUGAAGAGCAUCAACCAAUAUUGCUGUCAGAGCUUAUCAAUCAAAUACUUUAAUUUCUUUACCUAAGAUUUAGUUUUGUAUUUUUCAUUUAGCUAGUCUUCAUUUACUGCUGUAAGUUCAGUUUCAUCAAAACCUCUUGCUUAUAAUAACAAAUAAACAACUAUAAGCCAUU
Messenger RNA from Actinia tenebrosa (Australian red waratah sea anemone), 1094 nucleotides. RefSeq names its product eukaryotic translation initiation factor 1. Gene Ontology annotation, molecular function: translation initiation factor activity. The record is from RefSeq and is a predicted model, not a curated record. Gene Ontology annotation, biological process: translational initiation. NCBI's taxonomy places the organism in Eukaryota, Metazoa, Cnidaria, Anthozoa, Actiniaria, Actiniidae.